CUCAAGCAAUAAUGAAUGCAAUCAUUCAGCACCAUACUUAAUUUUUAAAUGUCACGAAUUCGAAAAAUCAACUGAAAAGUUGAUUAACAAUAAUCCUGGAUUGUUUUGUAAAGAGAGUGAAGAUUUUAAAAUAUUAGAUCUUAUUCAAGAUAUAUUUUAUUUUGCGCAUAAUUUAAAAUAUACUAAUAACUGGAAAGAUAAUUUUGAAAUUCGUAGGCAUUCAGAAAUUGUUAAAAAUUCUUAUACAAUUUGUGAAGAAUUCGCUGAAAAAUUUGAAAGCCUUGAAAAUCUUAAAAAAGAUCUUGAAAGCAAAAUUAACUUUAACUUAAGCAGUAAAGAUGAAGAAGAUAUUUGUGAAAGCUAUAAAGAAAUAUCUAAAAAGAUAAUAAAGAUUGGUAAUUUGAAAAAUAAAUGGAUUAACAAGAAGAAGGAUUUAGAAAAAUUAUCAGAAUUUUGGAAAUGUCUUUCUAUUGAAUUUCGAUUAAAUGAAAAUUUGAUAAAUUCGAAUGCUGAAUUAUAUGUAGAAGAAUAUGUCAUUGAUCAUAUUGUAGAGCAUUAUUCGAAAAUUUGUGAUUUAGUUGGUGCUUUUUGCAAAUAUAUUGCAACCAAUAAUAGUAAGAUUAGUGAGAUUUAUUAUAAUAGGGAAAAAUAUGGCGAAAUCCAAGCAAACACCGCUGAUUACCAU
Scutellospora calospora is the source of this 685-nucleotide messenger RNA. Lineage: Eukaryota; Fungi; Glomeromycota; Glomeromycetes; Diversisporales; Gigasporaceae. The record is from the annotation of a GenBank genome assembly.